AUGCCGUCACGCGCGUCCCAGUCCAAGAAAAGGAGGCUUGGAGUGCCUUCCAUGGCCCGCACCGAGGAGGAUGAGGAAAGGGACCUCGAAGCCCGUCUCUUCGGCUCGCGGAAACAACCCACCUUCACUGCGGCUCAUGACAAUUCGGACGAUGAGGGCGAAACCGGCCUGGGAUGGGUAAAGGACGACGCGCUCUUUACGGUGGAUAUUCCUGCAGCAGGAGCAGCCGGCGAUGAGAACGCAUUCAACCACUUUGGCAGCGACAUCUCGGAAGAUGAAAUGGAGCCCACGCUCGAGUUCCCCGAGGAAUUGGAGCUGGACGAGCAGGAGACGACAAGCCAAGGUUCACUCUGGCAUGACCCUGCCGAUAAUGCUGUUUCUGUCUCCCUUCAGAGCAACAAGCGGCUUCGGAAACUGGCGCGUGGUCGUGGCGAGGAGGAUCAAGUCAGUGGCAAUGACCUUAGCCGCAAACUACGCGAGCAGUUUGAGCGUAUACAUCCCAAGCCUCAAUGGGCGUCGCGCCGUGUCGGCAAGGGGAUUCCCACGAUCCAAAAGCUCCUUUCUUCCACUUCAUCUUUCGUGUCAGCUGGGGACAGCAACGGUCGCGCCCCGCUGCCCUCCACAUUUAUCGAUAUCCAGCGCUUGCGCAACGCCAAUGAGCAGAACCCCACGACUGGUUCAAAAGAGGCGACGAACGCUGGGUCAGGUGUUGUCGACUUCGCGUGGCACCCCUCUACAAGGUUGUCGGUCAUGGCGGUCGCCGGUGGCGACAGGAGGGUUCGCUUCUUCAACAUUGAUGGCCAUACCAACUCGGCACUGUUGACGCUUCACAUCCCAUCGCUUCCCUUGACGCGCUCGACAUUCCACCCCUCGGGAUCUUCGCUGCUCCUGACGGGCUCUCGUCCCUUCUACUACACGUAUGACCUCGCGGCUCAAGUCUGUGUCCGCUCUCCCCGCAAUUUGUUCGGGUCAGCGCCGAGCCCCACGAGUCCUCAGUCUUUGGACCGACACAAAUUCUCACCAGAUGGCUCUCUCUUGGCCGUGGCUGGCAGAAGAGGAUGUGUCACAGUCCUUGAGUGGGGAAACGGAGGCAGCACGGGCGUGGUGGUUGGCGAACUGCGCAGCGGUCGUGGCGGCUCUGUGGCUGACCUUGCCUGGAGUGAGGACGGCUCCCGGCUGAGCGUUUUGGGCGGGCGGAAUGGUAGUGAGGUGGAAGUGUGGGAUGUCGGAGAGAGGAGGGUUGUCCGCCAGUGGAAGGAUGACGCUGCCUUCGGAGGUCUCUUGAUGAGGCAGAAUGGAGACUACACGGCAAUUGGCACAGGUAUUGUGAGCCUGUACCGCUCAGCUGGACUGUCGGCUUCGGCCAACACAUCGGCGCCUGAUGUGGAGCCUCACAAAAGCUUUGAGCACUUGACCACACCAAUCACGUCCAUGGCAUUCCACCCGGGCGGAGAGCUGUUUGUUUCGGCCAGCUCGGCCAAAAAGGACGCGCUGAAGCUGUACCAUCUCCCGUCAGGCACCGCGUUCUCCAACUGGCCCACUCUCACCACUCCACUUGGACGCGUUAGCUGCACGGGCUUUUCGUCAGGUGGCGAUUACAUGGCCAUUGGUAACACCAAGGGUUCUGUUCUGCUCUGGAGUCUUAAGCAUUACGCCAAUUAG
Messenger RNA from Apiotrichum porosum, 1662 nucleotides. RefSeq lists its product as uncharacterized. Gene Ontology annotation, molecular function: protein binding. Lineage: Eukaryota; Fungi; Basidiomycota; Tremellomycetes; Trichosporonales; Trichosporonaceae. Gene Ontology annotation, cellular component: small-subunit processome; Pwp2p-containing subcomplex of 90S preribosome. The record is from RefSeq and is a predicted model, not a curated record. The coding region runs from base 1 to 1662 and encodes 553 amino acids. The transcript has 6 exons. Gene Ontology annotation, biological process: rRNA processing.